ACUCAAGAGACCACUAGUGAUGAUGACGGGUGGGCGAAAGCCAAGAGGGAGCUGGAGGUGGAACCCGACCAGGGGAGGUUGGAGCUGGGCGGCGCUUCGCUUCCCGCAGAGCUUGGAGUUCUCCCUCCCUCCCGGAGUCGGGUCGAGCUGCAGCAGCGGCGCCCUCUGCCUGCUGGUAGCCGGCGGAAGUGCAAGACCGGAAAUUGCGUGAUCCGCCGGCGCCGGCACGGUGGGUAGAGAGAGGCCUCGCAGAGUUCGGAGGUGCUGCCAUGACUUCCACUGGGGUUGGCGUGAACCCUGCGGGCUCGUCAAAUGAAGCUCCCGAAAUUCCAGACAACGUGGGAGAUUGGCUUCGGGGCGUCUACCGCUUUGCUACCGAUAGGAAUGACUUCCGGAGGUAA
Molecule: messenger RNA, 401 nt
Organism: Sus scrofa (pig)
Lineage: Eukaryota; Metazoa; Chordata; Mammalia; Artiodactyla; Suidae
Source: RefSeq, a predicted model, not a curated record